AUGAAAACUUCUGUCCAAAAUAAUGUAGUGGAGCUUAUAGCAAAUAUUAUUUCUUUAGCUAGAUCAGAAACAGAAUGUACAUUACAACCUGAACCGUCUACUUCUUUCCAGUCAAGUGCAUCAGUAUCCGAUGAAAAAUCGUUUUCAAUUUGGGAAAUGAUUGAUAAAAGAGUUUCCGAAGUCCAUCCUGCCAUAAGAAUAUCAACCGCACGUGCUAUAGUUGAGGUUCAACGAUAUCUUGAAGAGCCAAUCUUAAAAAGAAAUGGCAACCCAUUAGAAUGGUGGCAAGAGCAUAAAUAUAAUUAUCCUUACCUAAGUAUAUUUUCUAGGAAGACAUUGUGUUGCUUAGGAUCAUCCAUACCUUGCGAGCGGGUUUUUUCAAAGGCAGGUUUGAUCAUAACAGAUCGUCGUUGUCGAUUAAAAUCAAAAAAAAGCUGA
Molecule: messenger RNA, 438 nt
Organism: Myzus persicae (green peach aphid)
Lineage: Eukaryota; Metazoa; Arthropoda; Insecta; Hemiptera; Aphididae
Exons: 1
Coding region: 1-438 (145 amino acids)
Molecular function (GO): protein dimerization activity
Source: RefSeq, a predicted model, not a curated record